Molecule: messenger RNA, 3034 nt
Organism: Meleagris gallopavo (turkey)
Lineage: Eukaryota; Metazoa; Chordata; Aves; Galliformes; Phasianidae
Gene: NKD1
Product: NKD inhibitor of Wnt signaling pathway 1
Biological process (GO): negative regulation of Wnt signaling pathway
Cellular component (GO): cytoplasm
Molecular function (GO): calcium ion binding
Source: RefSeq, a predicted model, not a curated record
AAUGUUUUUUUCUUAAAUAUAUUUUUUGCAGUGGCUUUGCCUCCAGAGAAGACAGAUGGAGUUUGCAGUGGAGAUGAAAAGAAAGCAGAAAAAGAAAGUGACACACGCGCAGGUUCCAAGAAGCAACUAAAAUUUGAAGAAUUGCAAUGUGAUGUGUCUGUAGAGGAAGAUAACAGGCAAGAAUGGACCUUCACACUGUAUGACUUUGAUAACAACGGAAGAGUCACACGUGAGGAUAUUACCAGCUUGCUUCAUACCAUCUAUGAGGUAGUUGAUGCAUCAGUAAACCAUUCUCCUAGUUCCAGUAAAACUCUGCGAGUGAAACUUACUGUGGCACCAGAUGGCAGCCAGAAGAAGAAAAGUAUAUUGUUAAAUCAUACUGAUUUGCAGAGUGCAAGGCAUAGGGCUGAAAGCAAAGCCAAUGAAGAGUUAAGGAGCUCUGAAAAAAAGCAACGGGCUUCUCUCAGAUAUCACCAGAGUGAGAACAAUCCAGAGCAAAGUGAGUGCUAUCGUCAUUGUGUUGAUGAGAACAUUGAAAGGAGAAACCACUAUUUGGAUCUUGCAGGAAUAGAAAACUACACAUCAAAGUUUGGGCCAGGAUCUCCUCCAGCAGUUCAAAAACAUGACCCACCAAGCAGAGUUGUGAGUCAAACUAGAUCCCGUUCUCAUGAACCUGAAACCUUCCAUGCCCACCAUAGGAAAUCUCAAGUGGUGGAUCCAAGCCACAUCAAUCUGGCUGAGAGUUCUUAUGCCAAGAUUGCAGAAAUCCAACAGAGGCUCCGGAACCAGGACUCAAACAAGCACUUUGUGAGAUCUCCCAAGGCCCAGGGUAAAAAUGUUGCUCCUGUGCAUUCUGGAAGGGCAGUAAGAAAUAAACCUUUUCAAGCAGGGGCCAUGUCAAUGGCUUCCCCAAGUGCACGGGUGGGCCAGAAUCUUCCUUAUCUCCCCUUGCAGUCUCAACAGGUUCACAAGAAGCAUAAGCAGAGAGCAAAGGAGAAUCACCAAAUGUGCAAAACCUUCCAGUCUCCAGGGACAGUUGUGGAAAAGGAACAUGUGAGAGACCUGCCAACAGUCAUUCUAUAUGAAGGUCAAGUUGGACAAAUGAUACAGAGACAUGAACACCACCACCACCACGAGCACCACCACCACUACCAUCACUUCUACCAGACAUAAAACGGAUCCCACCAACAUCCUCCAGGAAUCAUCCCAUAUGAAGGAAGCACGUUCUUGUGACACCAGAACUAAGGCAUUACUGAUUAAUAUUAUUGUUACUCCAUUAAUAUUCAGCUAGCAUUUAUUUUAGAGGUUAUAUGGAAUUCUUGAAACUUACCCUAUUUAUAUGUUGUGGAACUGCAUAGCUUACUUAAACAACUUGUGGAUUUUUUUUUUUUAAGUGGCUUGUAAAACAGCAAACAGCCAUAGCUUUUUGAGCUGUGAUUUAAUGCAGGUCGUCAACGCACUUCUUUACAAGUACUACUUCCAUUGUAGAAGGAAAGAUACUUCAAACACUAUUGCAGACAUCUAGCUUACCAGUCUGCUUGCUGUAUGUCGGCUGAUCGCACACAAGCCUUUUAUCAGGGGAGCAAUGUUCGAAAUUUUGGACUCCAGAGAUGCUCAGAAUAACAGAAAAUACAAACAGCUGCUACCUCUACUAUUAUUCAGAUUUUAUUUUCUUUUUAUUGAUUGUAAUGUGCUACAGGGGGAAUUUUAAUAUACUGCAUUGGUGUAGCCUGUUUGUGUUCACAUCCUUUCAAAUUAUCUUAAUUAGCUGGAAAUAUUAGCUAUACUUGUCAACAGAGCUACAUCUGUACAACUUCACUUUAUUUUCUUUGAGAUUCUUCACUGACACAAAUACAGUUUGUUAUGUCUGGGUAGUAUUUAAAUACACUUUUUUUUUCUCUUGCUUACUCUACAUUCUGUUUGGGGUAACCAUUUGAAAAGAGGAGGAUGUGAAAUGGUGUUCUCAAAACCAUCACUAAACUUUAGUGCUUGGGCCAUAAGUAUAAUUGAUGGGGGUUUGGGAAGGAGAGGGGUUAUUUAGGGUUUUUGUUUUGUUUAAAUCCACAGUUCUUUGUUUUGAGAAAGAAUUGAGGAAAAUAUACUUUCUCACUUUAAAUGUUGGCAAAUAUAUAUAAGAUAUAAAUAUAAAUAUAUAUAUAUAAAUAUGCACACUCUCAGGUACAUUUUGUUGUGUUUUAGAGAUCUGUGGUUUGAGUAUUAACAUAAUGAUUUUUUUCAGUAACAGUGACAUUAUGAAACACGUAACAUGGCAUUUUCAUAGGUGCCUCCAAUUUAAAUUUCUGCAGCACCUACCAGUUUGUGAUUCUCCCAUUUUAGAGACAAUUCAACAUGUAAAAAAAGAUCUUUCACAGUCAUUCUGGCCUCUUCUGCUUUUUUUAUAUCAAAGAGCUUCCUUUCCAUGAGGGAGAAUGAGACCAUGCUCACAAGACCUUACUGGCUGCUGAGAAAUUUGAAAGUCGAAAGCAAAUUGGAAAAGUGAAAAAAGGGUCAGUCCAAUCAAGAUUUACUUUCUGUGGGGCCCAGCUUUAUGAUACAUUUGGUUGGGUUUUACAAAAGUCACUGUUUUGCAGGUGGAAAGUGACUGAAAAUCGCCUAUGUUGCUUUUGGUACUUUGAAGUAGGGAACUCCUCACAUAAAAAUAUAACUGUUCUAUCAAACAUAUUUGCUUUUGGUUUUAAUUAUUUUAAAUGUUGUGGUAUUUUGUCUAUAGUAUAUAUUGUAAAAUGUAACUAUCCCACAUUGUUAUAAGCCCUUCAUGACUAUCUUUUCUCUGACUAGAGUUGAUCCAAAAAGGAGUGCUGACCAGAACUGCUGACCACUUUUAGAGGGAUGUUGCCCUUCCUCAGAAUGCAGAGACGUCAACUUUUAAAUAAAAAGUUGAAGGCUUUGCCUUCUUUUGGAAUGGGAAUAGAAUCGCUGCUUCUUGGUAAAUAAGUCCAUCUUUUGUCUCCCUGAAUCAGCAGUUGUUUGGGCUUCUUGUCCUCUUUAAAAAAAAUAUAUGCUUUUUUUUUUU